GAUGAUAAAAGGUAGCAGGAUUCUGCAUGGUUCCAGCAGGAACAGCGAUCAUGGCUCAGAGUUGGUGAUGGAUCAGAGCAGUGCCCAGCAGAACUGUGAGUGACAGCGAGUGACAGUGGGUGACACAGCUGUGAUCCCGUCUGUGAGCAGCACAGUGAUAAGAGGGAUCAGGUCCCGCGGGAGCUUGCAAUCUAACACCGGCUCUUUGGAUGUGAAAUAUUGAUCAGUGGCAGUCUGUGACAUGUCGUGUGGCCCGGGGGAGUGCAGGGGUCUCCCCCUCUAUACCUUCUACUCAGCCCCCCCGGCUUCAGACCCCAUGCAUUAUUCCUCUGUGGCCCUCAGGGCUAACCCACCCUUGAACAAUGGAUCUGGGGCCCCUUGUCCAGCGCAGGACCCCACGCUGCAGGUGAGCAGCCCUUGCAGGGGUUCGAGGGACCUGCAUGGAGACUCCUCGCCCAAGUGCUUCUAUCGCCACUAUCUGACCCGCACCAGCAUGCAGGGCGACGUCUACAACUUUUUGGAAAGACCCAGUGGCUGGAGGUGCUUCAUCUAUCACUUCAGUGUGUUCCUUCUUGUUCUCAUCUGCCUCAUAUUCAGUGUUCUGUCCACAAUUGAACAUUACUCAGAAUUUGCGACUGGAACCCUCUUUUGGAUGGAGAUUGUCCUGGUCGUAUUUUUUGGUGCUGAAUACAUCGUUCGCCUCUGGUCGGCUGGUUGUCGUAGCAAAUAUGUCGGAUUCAAGGGCCGGAUCCGCUUUGCCCGGAAACCCAUUUCUAUCAUUGAUCUCAUUGUGGUCAUCGCGUCCAUUAUUGUUCUUAGUGUGGGAUCCAACGGACAAGUCUUUGCUACAUCUGCAAUUAGGGGUAUCCGGUUCCUCCAGAUUCUGCGCAUGUUACAUGUAGAUCGACAAGGAGGAACCUGGAGGCUGCUGGGAUCUGUGGUGUUCAUCCAUCGACAGGAACUCAUUACGACUCUGUAUAUCGGCUUCCUGGGACUCAUCUUCUCAUCUUACUUUGUGUACCUGGCGGAGAAGGACGCUGUAGACGAGAUGGGAAGAACAGGCUUUUCCAGUUACGCUGAUGCCCUCUGGUGGGGAGUGGUCACAGUGACAACUAUUGGAUACGGGGAUAAAGUUCCGCAGACUUGGAUUGGAAAGACCAUUGCGUCCUGUUUCUCUGUUUUUGCCAUCUCUUUCUUUGCUCUACCAGCUGGGAUUCUGGGAUCUGGUUUUGCUCUCAAAGUGCAGCAGAAGCAGCGGCAGAAGCACUUUAACAGGCAGAUCCCUGCAGCAGCUUCACUCAUACAGACUCUCUGGAGAUGUUACGCUGCUGAAAAAUCCUGUAGCUCCACAGCCACCUGGAAAAUCUACCUGACCCCUCCGGAGCAGAGCAAUAAGACGCCCACAGCCCCAGCCAGCCCAAGCUCACGGAAACAGAACAGAAGAUGUAAGAAGAAGAGCAAAUCUAUACGUGAGGCAUGUGUCAAUCCUAUGAGCCCCGUCCUGGCCCCACUGUGCCUCUCCCCUACCCUCCGGACCCCACGCAGCCCUCCCCAGGAGAAUGCUCUCUCUGUCCCCCACAUCACCUACCAUCAUACCGAGGGGGACAAACCAGAGGACGGCUUGCAGGAUCCAGCAGGUCGGCCUCGAUCUUGGUCUUCUCUCUCUAUCUGCACGUCAUUCAGCCUAACAUCCCAAGGAAGAGGACGACCGGGGCAGUCCCUCCCGGACAUCUCACGGACAAACAGCUAUACAGAUGAUAUGGACGGAAUGAGCGAGGAAAGUGCUCUGCCAGCUGUUACAGAUCUUUCACACACCAUGAGCAGGCUGACAGAAGCUCACAUGAUGGUGGUGAAGGUCACACGCAGGAUGCAGUAUUUUGUAGCCCGCCGAAAAUUUCAGCAAGCUCGGAAACCGUACGACGUGAGGGACGUGAUUGAGCAGUAUUCCCAGGGACACUUGAAUAUGAUGGUACGGAUCAAAGAGCUGCAGAGAAGGUUGGAUCAUUCAUUGGGCAAACCAGGACUCUUUCUGCCAGAGAAAGGAGUGGAUAAGGGAUACUACACGGUUGGUUCUCGGAUCAUGCGCCUGGAGGAAAAGGUGAAUCGGAUGGAUCAUAAACUGGACGAAAUCCUACACAUCUUCCGAACUCAACUGGUGCCAGAAGAGGAUCAGGCGCAGUCCUCCCAACCGUCCUCACCUGCCUCCCAUCAACUGCGCCCUUCCCCCAGCUCCCCCACCCACAGCCGCAAGUUCUGAGGAGCAUCCCAAUCACUUGCAAGUAAAAAGAAGAAGUUCUAACCAUAUGAGACAGCAGCUCCUCGGAGACACCACCUUUACUGAGAGAGUUCACUCACACUAAGAUAGUAAAGGUUACUCUGUAGUCAAUGGGGGACCUCUCCCUGUAUAAUGGGGAGACACCAUCUCCAUUGUUUACAUAGUCUGACUUCUUCCUCUGGACUAUGUAGAACCCAGCUGAACUGCCCAAGAAAGCACAUUGCCCAAACAGAAUGGAAAGCCCAUAAACCAUACUCAUUCAGCAUGGAGCAGAAGGCUUUAUCUACUCAAUCGUUACAACUCAAGCCCCAUAAACAUUCCGAGAGCAGCUCAUAUGUUAGGGGCUCCCAAUACUCGUCCUGCACUUGACAUGAUCACUUGUAUAAAGGAUUGUGAACCCACUUGCCUUAUGUUGACCUCAGAUGAGCACAAUCCACUCCCACUUCAUCUGUGCUCCAAUCAGUACUCAAGGAACGAGUGUGUUAGAACCCAGAUGUGUGUGUGUGUGACAUGAUGCGUUCCAGGUGCCGCGUGUGUAGUGUGCGUAUGAUUGUAACCCCAAAAAGAAAUAAACUUUAAUGACUGCCGAGUCUGGAAGUAUAUGCAAAUCUGAAAUGUAAUAACCUUCCUAAAACUGUUGUGUUGUUUUUAUGUUAUUGCUGAUAUUUGGCCAAAAGGUGGACAUUGGUCAGCUGGGGUAGAGACCUGAGCGGGUUUUUGGAACCCGUAACUCGACCCGUACCCGCAACCCGCAUCAUUUAUGGUGUAGUUUUUAUUUCUAAAUUACAAUGUUUGCACUGCAAAUAAUU
This is a messenger RNA of Xenopus laevis (African clawed frog), 3084 nucleotides long. Its product is annotated as potassium voltage-gated channel subfamily KQT member 1. The transcript has 19 exons. The record is from RefSeq and is a predicted model, not a curated record. NCBI's taxonomy places the organism in Eukaryota, Metazoa, Chordata, Amphibia, Anura, Pipidae. Bases 242 to 2257 code for a protein of 671 amino acids.